Molecule: messenger RNA, 1227 nt
Organism: Endocarpon pusillum Z07020
Lineage: Eukaryota; Fungi; Ascomycota; Eurotiomycetes; Verrucariales; Verrucariaceae
Product: Enolase
Exons: 2
Coding region: 1-1227 (408 amino acids)
Biological process (GO): glycolytic process
Cellular component (GO): phosphopyruvate hydratase complex
Molecular function (GO): magnesium ion binding; phosphopyruvate hydratase activity
Source: RefSeq, a predicted model, not a curated record
AUGCCUAUCUCCAAAAUCCAUGCCCGUUCGGUGUAUGACUCCCGAGGAAAUCCCACAGUCGAGGUGGAUGUCGUCACUGAAACCGGUCUCCAUCGUGCUAUCGUGCCAUCGGGUGCUUCGACUGGUCAACACGAGGCCUGUGAGCUUCGAGAUGGUGACAAGUCAAAAUGGGGUGGUAAGGGUGUCGUGAAAGCUGUUGAGAACGUCAACUCAGUCAUCGGACCUGCUUUGAUCAAGGAAAACAUCAAAUGUGUAGAUCAAUCUGCAGUCGAUGACUUUUUGAUCAAGCUUGAUGGUACUCAAAAUAAAACGAAGCUCGGUGCAAAUGCCAUCCUUGGUGUUAGUCUGGCAGUGGCCAAGGCUGGAGCUGCAGAGAAGGGUGUUCCUCUCUAUGCUCAUGUUUCGGACCUGGCCGGCACCAAGAAGCCAUAUGUUCUUCCUGUUCCCUUCCAGAAUGUCCUCAACGGUGGAUCUCAUGCUGGUGGUCGUCUCGCUUUUCAGGAAUUCAUGAUUGUUCCUAGGCAUGUAUGUCUCGCCAUGCAGGAAUUACCAGCUAACAGAAACAGUACUGCACCUACCUUUUCCGAAGCCAUGCGUCAAGGUUCAGAAGUCUACCAGCAGCUCAAGAGUCUUGCAAAGAAGAAGUAUGGUCAAUCCGCGGGUAACGUUGGUGAUGAGGGUGGUGUAGCUCCAGACAUCCAGUCGCCCGAAGAGGCUCUCGACCUGAUCACUGACGCUAUUGAGAAAGCUGGUUAUACUGGCAAAAUCAAGAUUGCCAUGGACGUUGCUUCGAGCGAAUUCUAUAAGGAGGAUGCCAAGAAGUAUGACCUGGACUUCAAAAAUCCCGACAGCGAUCAAUCUAAAUGGCUUACUGACGACUUAACCGUUACAAACCCUGUCCGCAUCAAGAAAGCCAUCGAGCUCAAGUCUUGCAACGCGCUUCUGCUCAAGGUCAACCAGAUCGGCACGCUUACCGAAUCCAUCCAAGCCGCUAAAGAUUCUUAUGCCGCAGGUUGGGGUGUAAUGGUGUCUCAUCGUUCGGGAGAGACCGAAGAUGUCACCAUUGCCGAUAUUGUGGUUGGUCUUCGUGCUGGUGAGAUCAAGACCGGUGCUCCUGCUCGAUCUGAGCGCCUGGCCAAGCUCAAUCAAAUUCUGCGGAUUGAGGAAGAGCUGGGCCAGAACGCGAUCUACGCUGGGGAGAACUUCCGGAAUGCUGUCAACUUGUGA